CCAACACCUAGUGUAAGCGUGGCUGUGUAUCGAGUGAAAACCUCGAGAGCUGUCCGUUGAAGUUUUUAACCAAAUUUUAUAAAAUUUAGUUUUAGUGUAAGCACAUACGCAACAUGGCGCGUGUGUUGCCAAUUUUAUCUACAUUUUUGCUGUGCUGUGCGCUGGUAUCCUGCCAGGACUCCAGAGACAAACUCGAAGGUGUCGAUGUUGAGGAAGUGUGUGCCGACAGACCCGCCGAUGAGUACUUCCGUUUAGAUACCGAAGGCGAUUGUCGUGAAGUUUACAGAUGUGACAGAGGCGAAACUGGCAAUACACGCUUAGCCAACAUAAAAUGCGCUGGCGGCCUGGCGUUCGAUAUCACACGACAGACAUGCGAUUGGAAAUCGAAUGUCAAGAAUUGUGAUCAAAUUGAGAAGCCACGCAAGGUUAAACCCAUAUUGAAGACUGAUGAGCCCAUAUGCCCGGAGGGUAAACUCUCUUGCGGUGAUGGUGAGUGUCUCGACAAAGAGCUGUUCUGUAACGGCAAACCCGACUGCAAGGAUGAGUCUGACGAGAAUGCUUGCUCCGUCGAUGAUGAUCCAAACCGCGCACCCGAAUGCGAUCCCACACAAUGUGCACUGCCCGAUUGUUUCUGUUCAGCCGAUGGUACACGCAUACCCGGCGCCAUUGAACCCACACAAGUGCCACAGAUGAUCACGAUCACCUUCAACGGUGCUGUGAAUGUGGAUAAUAUUGAUUUGUAUGAGGAUAUCUUCAAUGGUCAACGUCAGAAUCCAAAUGGUUGCUCCAUCAAGGGUACCUUCUUCGUUUCGCACAAAUACACCAACUACUCGGCUGUGCAGGAUUUGCAUCGUCGCGGUCACGAGAUCUCGGUCUUCUCUCUAACACACAAAGAUGAUCCAAACUACUGGACUAGCGGUUCAUACGAUGAUUGGCUCGCUGAAAUGGCUGGCUCACGUUUGAUUAUUGAACGUUUUGCGAAUAUUACUGAUGGUUCGAUUAUCGGUAUGCGCGCCCCUUACUUGCGUGUAGGUGGUAAUAAACAAUUCGAAAUGAUGGCUGAUCAAUUCUUCGUUUAUGAUGCUUCAAUCACCGCCUCGUUGGGACGUGUGCCCAUCUGGCCGUAUACACUGUACUUCCGCAUGCCACACAAGUGCAAUGGCAAUGCACACAACUGUCCAUCACGUAGCCAUCCAGUGUGGGAAAUGGUUAUGAAUGAAUUGGAUCGUCGUGAUGACCCAACCUUCGAUGAAUCCCUGCCCGGUUGUCAUAUGGUUGAUUCGUGCUCAAACGUUGCAUCUGGCGAUCAGUUCGCACGUCUGUUGCGUCACAAUUUCAAUCGUCACUACAAUAGCAACCGUGCGCCAUUGGGUCUACACUUCCACGCUUCGUGGUUGAAGUCAAAGAAGGAGUAUCGUGAUGAGUUGAUCAAAUUCAUCGAAGAGAUGCUUACACGUAAUGACGUAUUCUUCGUUACCAAUCUGCAAGUGAUUCAAUGGAUGCAGAAUCCAACUGAACUCAAUUCGUUGCGUGAUUUCCAAGAGUGGAAGGAGAAGUGUGACGUUAAGGGUCAACCCUACUGUUCGUUGCCAAAUGCGUGUCCACUGACGACGAGAGAGCUGCCUGGUGAGACUUUGCGUCUCUUCACCUGUAUGGAGUGCCCGAACAACUAUCCAUGGAUAUUGGAUCCCACAGGCGAUGGUUUCUCAGUUUAAGUUCGUUAGUAGAUUAGAAAAGAAUACACACACACACACCACACACACACACACGCCCACACUCACUCACUCACACAUACACACAAGUUGUAGAGAGGAGAAGAAGAAGAAGAAAAUUUUAGUAAUUUAUACUUAAGCCCGGAAGGAGUUUGACAAAUUCUACUUUAUUACCUUUAUUUGUAACUUAAUAAUUUGCAACUCGUAGUAGUUCCACCGAGAGUCUGAUCUAUUAAACAAAAAAGAAGAAGAAGAAAACUAAAUUUAAAGUGUAAUUUUUGUAUGCAAAAUGCUUAACGAGCGAUUGUUACCGUGGAAAAUACUCAUAACUGUUAAAAAAAAAAAA
Messenger RNA from Ceratitis capitata (Mediterranean fruit fly), 2058 nucleotides. RefSeq lists its product as hypothetical. NCBI's taxonomy places the organism in Eukaryota, Metazoa, Arthropoda, Insecta, Diptera, Tephritidae. Gene Ontology annotation, cellular component: extracellular region. Bases 114 to 1715 code for a protein of 533 amino acids. The transcript has 6 exons. Gene Ontology annotation, biological process: carbohydrate metabolic process. The record is from RefSeq and is a predicted model, not a curated record. Gene Ontology annotation, molecular function: protein binding; chitin binding.